AGCCCAGCGGGAAGGCGUUGGUGGCGGAUGUUGAUGAGAAAAUCGAUUUUCAUUAAAACAAAUCGACAUUAAGCACAAAGUCAAAUUAAUUGAUAAAAUAAAUUUAUCGCCCAGCCCUAAUCUGAGGCCAUUAUAAAUUCAAAAUUUUCCUUUAUUCCUUUAAUAAAUAUAUUGUUCAUUAAAUUGUACAUUGCACCCUUUCCUUAACAAUCACAGUUGCUGUUCAUGGUUCCCAGAGGAUGAAUCUUCUGUUGACUCUCUCACCAAUAUCAGAUCCCAUUAUAAGGUCCAACAUUUCCCUCAAAAGUCUCCUAUGUCCAUCUUUUAUUAACUCAAACAGGAGUUGCAUCCAUUACUAGAAAAUCGCAGUUGCUGUUCAUGGUUCCCAGAGAAGUAAUCCUUCAGUUUUGCCACUCAUCAACUCAGCUGUUUGCACAGAAAAUCUAAACAGCAGAUUGCCCAUAAAAUGAACUGAGUACAUUCGAUUAAAACACUGGUUAGACUUAGUCUAUUGCCUGUCUGGUUUCUGUGGGAGUCUUCAAGUUAUUUUUUUGCAGAGAAAUUCAGCUUAAAUCCGCUCCUCCACGAGAAUCUGCGCUCACUGAGUAAUGGGAGAAAUAUCUGUUUUUCUGCUUGAGAUGCUUCAAAACAACUGAAAAUGGCAGAGAUUGAAUGCUGGCUCUUUUGGUGUAAUGUCAUGCAGAAUCUAAAGCGAGAAUUUGCUCAUCUUGUGUGACAUUCAGAGAGCAGCGCUAUCAUGUGGUUGCAUGAACUUGACAAUUUUUUUGCACGUUAUAUGGCUUAAAAUCACAGCAGGAUCCAGCUCAGUUCUCAGCUGUUACCAGAGAUAAAAGCUGAUGAUGAUGAUACACCAGGAAGAGGCUGUUAGUCAUUUGAAUUUUGCGGUUUGCAUGUUGUUGAGGUUUUGGCUCCGAAAUCUUCUCUGCUCUCGUAAAAGUAGAUGCAUUUUCAGUUCUGGAUGAGCAGAACUCUGUCUUGGGAAAAAACUAGGCCAUAAAACAAAAGGGUAUGUGUGCUGUAUGAUGUGGAUAAACACAGGAGUCCCGCAGACAGAUGGGUUGUCAUACAGUAUUUGGCUUGAAGGGAAGUGGAUUUUUAAACACAAUGGUUUUGACGGAGCAUAAAAACCACAUUAAGUUAAAACGGGUUUCUGUCGGAGCAUCGUGGCAGCUCACGUCCUCCUCCAUUUCCCACCGAGGGUCAAUCAAAGCCAGCGAGCCACACCCACCUUUUAUCAAUGAACUGGGGUACGACAGUCCAACAUCCGUCAUGACCAGCGCUUUUGUUUUGGCGAUUCUGCUCCAGAGUGGCAGAGGGCAGCGUGAGGUCAGGUUUCCAUGGCAACUGUCAUCCUCUAGUCCCCCCUCCCUCCAGCUGAACACUCUCUUUCAUCGCUAUGGCAGCGCAGAGGCCCUGGUUUCCUGGGGGACGGGGCAUGAGGGAGGGAAUGUGAGCCGACGGGAAGGAGGGAGGGGAGAGGAGAGGGCAAACAAGUUUGGUGAAAACAGAGUAAUCCAAUAUGGCCACAAUUGUGUGUCAGCUAAGCGCAGCUGAAGUUGAUGUCUCGGACCGAACAGAUACAGUCGUGUGAUGAUUAACCUCCCAGACCUGGAGGACAUGAUAGGAGCUGAGAGGGAGAAACCAAAGUUCUCGGUUUAGGAGGUUAAUGUGUUUUAGUGCGGACAAGUUGACGUCUGCCAGAGCGCGAUAUUAGAUUUCUGCAGUGGAUAACAUGCAGAUACAGGAGCUCUUAAAGGGUCAUUUUACAUCACGUUUGUAUAAUUAAACCGAGUGAUGUGUGUUUCACUGAUACACCCUCCUGAAACCUGAUUUUGAUCCUGAUUGACUUUUAGAGACUAGUUUUCUUGCUGAUGUUCCUCUAAAUUGAAUUCUUUUUAAACCUUUACAUUCAGAUUUUGGGACUUUCUCACAGUUUUAUUCUUGACAUGUUAGAAACAUUCAGGUCAUGUGAUGCUUUAAGACUUUACAUUUGAAGCUGGGCUAAGUAACAUGGAUCCUCUAAUUGUUUUUAGACAAUAAAUCUUCACAUUUUCUUUUUCCCGCUCCUCUGAUGUGAGGAUUUGCCGCUUUUCUCUGUUUUAUUUCAUUAUAAAUUGUAUGUUUUGGGAUUUUGGGCUGUUAAGGUUGGGAUGGGCCAGUUCGCAGACAAAACCUAAUCAUAAUGAAAAUAAGCAUUAGUCACACCCUUAGUUUAACAGAUACAGGGGCUCUUAAAGGGUCAUUUUAAAUCACAUUUGUACAUAAAAACUGCCUAUGUUUUACUGAGACACACUUCUGAGCCUGAUAUACUUAGGGAUUAGAUUCAGUGCUGAUCUUCCUCUAAAUUGGACCAUUUUUUACUACACCAUUUACAUUUAGUGUGUUUUGGUGAUUUCCUCACAAUUUUAUUCUUGACAAGUGGAAAAAUGUAGUUCAUGUGAUGCUUUAAGACUUUACAUUUGAAGCUGGACUCAAAAACAUGGAUCCCCUACUUGUUUUUAAGGAAUAAAUCUUCCCAUUUGCUUGUUCCAGCUCUUCCGAUGUGAGGAUUUGCUGGUACAUAUCAAUGUUGUAAAUGCUAACACUAAUGCUUAUGCUAAUGCUAGGUUAGCAGGAUCUGCAACAGCAAGACUAAUUUUGUCAACAAAACACUAAGAUAUUAGUCCAUGACAAUCUGUUUUCAAGACAAAAACUUAAGUACAUAUCAAUGUUGUUAAUGGUAAUGCUAAUGCUGAUGCUAGGUUAGCGGGGCCUGCAAAAGUAAGACUCAUUUUGUCAACAAAACACAAAGAUAUUAGUCCCUGACUUGUUUUUAAGUAAUAAAGCUUAACAUUUGCUUGUUACGGCUCCUCCGAUGUGAAGAUUUGCUGCUUUUCUCUUUUUUAUUUCAUUGGAAAUUGAAUAUUUUUGCAUCUCGGUCUGUUGUUUGGACAAAAUAAACACAUAAACUUAGACUCUGGAAGGUUGUGAUAGUUAAUUUUUGCCAAAAAUACCUAAUCAGUAAUGAAAAGCAUUAAUCACACCCUUAAUUUAACAAAUACAGGGACUCUUAAAGGGUUAUUUUAAAUCACAUUUGUUUUACCAGACCAUUUACAUUUUUCAUUCGACCAUUUAGAUUUUGUGUUUUAGUGAUUUCCUAACAGGUUUAUUCUUGACAAGUUGGAAACAUUCAGGUCAUUAAUAUUUAAAGCACUGCUAAAAAAGUUAUCUUUUAGUUGUCUUUAAAAGGAAAAAAGCCACAUGUUUGUUUUUUUCAGAUUCUCCAUUGUGAGGGUUUUCUGAUUUUCUGUGUUUUAUUUAAUUGCAAGUUGAUUAUAUUUGGCUACACCCUCCAGAUCCUGAUAUUCUUAGGACAGUUUUGGUACUGAUUUUUCUCUCAAUCUGAUAAUUUGUAUACCUUAAAAUUCUGAUUUAGUGUUUUAGAGAUUUACUCACAGUUUUAUUCUUGGAAAGUUAGAGCUAUUCAGGUCAUGUGAUGCUUAUAUUUGAAGCUGGGUUGAUUAAAAAAUGAAUGUUUGGUUGUUUUUAAAGAAAAAAGACUCAUAUUUGCUUGUUCCAGCUUGUCAGUUGUAAGGAUUUGCUGCUUUUCUCUGUUUUAUUUAAUUGUAAAUUGAAUUUCUUUGUGUUUUGGGCUGUUGUUUGGACAAUACGAACACAUCAACUUAGAUUGUGAUGAGCCACUUGAUAGACAAAACUAUUAACCUGAUUGAGAAAGUCAAAAGACUAAUUAAUAAUGAAAAUAAGCCUUCGUCACUACCGUAAUUUAAGCCCAGGUUAAACGUACUGUUUUGUGGGAAAAACUGGCUUAAUUCCAUUGAGCUGCUGAAAAGGGAAGUCAGUGGCUGUGGAUGAAGAGAGAGGACUCCUCCCGGGCCUUCCGGUGAGUAGAUGACAUCUUGGGGGUGAACCUGGGAUGCUGGGAUCCACUGCUGAACCCUCUGGAGGUGUCGUGGGCCUAUCAGUGAAACACCAAUGAAGGAGGGCGCCCACUUGAUAACCCAGAGGAUGCCCUCACUCACUUGACCAUCCCCCAGAGUCUUAGGUGUCUCAUGUAUGCAAGAAGGGAUAUCAACAUCUAGUCCUACCCUACAGAUCUAUAAAUCGAAAAAAAUAAAGCUAAACUGGUGCAUGAAGCAAUAAAAUGUGCAAAGGUUUAAAUACACUUCCAGCAGAUCAGGACAUCUACAAUAAAAUAUAAAACCCAAAUAUGGUUUGACACUAUUUUUACAAAUUAUCUGUUAUAAUUUUUAUAAUUUUACUCUGCACUCAAGUCCCUCUUCAGUUUUUGUAAAUGUUUUUAUUUCUGGGUACUAUUUUCUAUAUUUUAUCAAGUUGCAGACAUAAAAAAAUUAUUAAAAAAUCUUAAACAUCGUAUGUUUAAGAUUUUUUUACGAAUCAUAGAGGAUAAUAAUUGCAGCUCAGGUUCAGUUUCCCCGAAGCUGUGAGAUUAAUGUGUAUCAGCUGUUUGGAUGAUUGAUUGAAUAAAUAUCCCUAUUAUACUGUGAUUGUUUUGACAGAUGUUACAAUCCAGUCAUGAUUUUAGUGGGAAUGGCAACUAGUUUUUGAUUUGUUAUCAGAGGUAUGUGUUAUUUUUUCUUUGAAGCGCUCUAUUUUAAAUUAUUACAUUCCUCAGAAAUCCUUUUAAAUGGGAAGAUUGAAGGCCUGGUAUGAAGGCCGUGUUUCCCAAUGAUGUUUAUCUCAUAAAUUGUACCAAGGCCAUUGUUCUGUUACAGCUGAUGUAACAUGUUAUAAAGUUCUGUGUUUUUCUGAUUACACGUUUUUGUAUUUUGCUGAGGGCACCUUAAGAGUGACAGGAAGUUGUCAGUGACAGGAAGUUGAGUGACAGGAAGUUGUCAGUAUCAGGAAGUAAGUCAAUAUGUAAUGGAAAACGGCUGUUCUGGUUGCAUCUGGUCUAAUCUAGCAACAUCCACAUACAUCUUACGCCUUUUGCAGCAUCGUGGUUUCACCCUUCUUUCAAUGUCAAUAAACCUGUGGGCAAGGAGCCGAAUGUCUUCAGGGUCUUGAUGUUUGGAAGGCAUUUAUCUGACUGUCAAGUUAUAUUCAGCACAUGUACCGAGGACAGUACAGUGAAACCACGGCUAUCGAGCAGGCAAGAUAACGUGGUGCAAGCUGGCAGACAAGAUCAAUGUCAUCACACGCGUCCAGUGGGCAACCAGCCGACCAGUGUCUACAAAAAGAUACACCUCCAGACGACGCAAUGGAGGAGGGAACAUCUUCAUUAAAGACACGCUGCUGUGUUUCAGGCUCUUCAAGCGCGAUUCGUCACUCCAGAGAAUGCGUCUCCACUGCUCUAGAGUCCAGUGGCGGCGUGCUUUACACCACUGCAUCCGACGCUUUGCAUUGCACUUGGUGAUGUAUGGCUUGGAUGCAGCUGCUCGGCCAUUUAAAACCCAUUCCAUGAAGCUCUCUGCGCACUGUUCUUGAGCUAAUCUGAAGGGCACAUGAAGUUUGAAGGUCUGUAGUGAUUGACUCUUCAAAAAGUUGGGGACCUCUUCGCACUAUGUGCCUCAGCAUCUGCUGACCCCGCUCCGUCAGUUUACAUGGCCUACCACUUCGUGGCUGAGUUGCUGUCGUUGCCACUCACUUCCACUUUCUUAUAAUACAGCUGACAGUGAGGAAAUGUCACGACUGGAUUUGUUGCACAGGUGGCAUCCUAUCACAGUUCCACGCUGGAAUUCACUGAGCUCCUGAGAGCGACCCAUUCUUUCACAGAUGUUUGUAAAAGCAGUCUGCAUGCCUAGGUGCUUGAUUUUAUACACCUGUAGCCAUGGAAGUGAUUGGAACACCUGAUUCUGAUUAUUUGGAUGGGUGAGCGAAUACUUUUGGCAAUAUAGUGUAGGUUCUACUCCCCUCAAAGCUACACAGCGUACAGAACAAUAUGUUAUCAAUCAAGCCAAAAUAAGAGAGACAGAGCUUCAACAACCUGAUGGUGAUGCCCCAGUAAAAACAGAGCCAACCUGUAGUUACAACACUCCACCUUCACAUCUCAAACCAGAAGCUAAACCCUUCUUUCCAGAUCAGAAUAAUAAUGCUUCCGAACCACUUCACAUCAACACUUAGCAACGUCAUUCCAAGGAAAAUUCUGCCCAUGAACCUCGUGGGGUAUGGUUUGGAAACAACUAUACUAUCCCUGCCAAGCAUUCCAGAGUUCAAAAGAACCAAGAAUGUCUCACCCCAUUGCCCUAUCCCUUGUCUCCAUAUUCCAACAACAGUAGCUCAAAUAUGAAUGACUUUGUAAGAUACCUUGCUCGUCGUGAGCUUGUGGCUACAGGCUUACUUCAAUUUAAUGAUUAACCACAAAACUACAGAGCCUGGAAACGUUCAUUUCAGACUGCAAUCGCCGACUUAAAUCUAACACCGGGUGAGGAGAUGGAACUUCUGCUAAAGUGGCUUGGCAAAGAGUCUGCAGAACACGUUGAACAGAUAAGAGCAAUACACAUCAGCUAUCCGGAAGCAGGGUUGGCAAUGACAUGGGAGAGACUUGACCAAACCUAUGGCUCUAUAGAAGUUACUGAAGAUGCUCUGUUCAAACAAAUUGAGACCUUUCCAAAAAUAACAAGACGAGACUAUUCCAAAUUGACAAAGUUCACUGACUUGCUAAUGGAACUUCAGUCAGCCAAGGCAGAGGGUGACUUACCUGGACUCUCGUUUCUCGACAUAGCGAGAGGUGUCAACCCAAUGGUACAAAAACUCCCAUGCCAUCUACAGGAAAAAUGGGCCUCAAUAGGUGCAUCUUACAAACAGCAAAGACAUGUUUUCUAUCCACCCUUUGACUACUUUGUGGACUUUGUCAGUCGGGAGGCUAGCAUUGGGAAUGACCCAAGCUUCAGCUUCAUCUCUCACAUAGACACAGCCUCCCGGGUAGAGAAGACAGGCUGGAGACCAAGCAAACAACGAGAAGUCUCUGUCCACAAAAUGGAGAUAACUCCCAAACCGAAUCUGAGUUCCCAACAAAAUCUAAUGACUGCGAUAAACUGUGCCCUAUUCAUAGAAAACAUCACCCUCUACGUAAAUGUCGUGUAUUCAGAGAAAAGCCCAUUGAAGAGCGUAAGACAUUUUUGAAAGAGAAUGUGUGCUUUAAAUGCUGCUCUUCAUCCUCACAGAUUGCAAGGAACUGUAAAGUUAAAGUAAAAUUUUCCGAAUGUAACAGUGAGACGCAUGAUGCAGCUCUCCAUCCCGGGCCUGCAUUCUGGACAGAAAGAAAAGACCCCGCUACUGAGCAUGGCAGGGAGGACAAGGAAAACGUACCUCAAGCCCAAGUUACCAACAAACGUACAGAGGUCUGUGGUGGAGAUCUGACAAAACGAUCCUGCUCUAAAAUAUGUCUUGUUAAAGUAUAUCCAGCUGGCCACAGAGGCAAAGCAGUAAAACUGUAUGCAAUUCUUGACGAACAGAGCAACAGAUCACUAGUUCAUUCAGAGUUCUUUGAAGUGUUUGGGGACCAAGUCCAAGUACUCCUUACACACUAAAAACUUGUGCCAGUGUAAAGGAAGCAGUAGGAAGAAGGGCUACUGGCUACGAAGUGGAAUGUCUGGAUGGAACUGUCGGCUUCAAAUUACCAAGUCUCAUCGAAUGUAAUGACAUUCCUAACAACAGAGAUGAGAUUCCAACCCCUGAAGUGGCCUCUCAUCAUGUACACUUAAAGUCAGUGGAGCACCUUAUCCCAGCCAUCGACCCACAAGCCCCGAUAAUGCUUCUCUUAGGUCGAGACAUUAUCAGAGUGCACAAAGUUCGCAAAAUGAUUAAUGGUUCAAACAACCUAACUUAUGCACAGAAGCUGGAUCUUGGAUGGGUUAUAGUAGGCAAUGUGUGUGUCUAGGCAGGGACCACAAACCGCAAUCCAUCAGCUGUUUCUACACAAACACAGCGGAGUGAACACGCCCUACUCUCUUUGAUCCAUACCCAAAUGUGUUUUGUGUCGAGGAGAGAUACAGUGACAUCCAAGUUACCAACCACUCCUCGAUGCCUUCUGAGGAGAAAUCUCCCUGUGAUGCUGACCACCUGGGAUGUACUGUGUUCAGGAGAACCAAAGAUGGCAAUCAGGUAGCACCAUCGAUCCAGGAUGCCUACUUUAUGGAGAUUAUGGAUAAAGGGCUGAUAAUAAGCCUGAAGCACUUAAGCGUCUCAUAUCUCUCAGGCACAAUUUUGAGAGAAAGCCAGAACUCAGAAAACACUUCACUAGCUUUAUGGACAAAAUGUUUAAGAAUGGAGAUGUUGAGUUAGCUCCUCCUCUUGACGUGGAAGAAGAACGAUGGUACUUGCCAAUAUUUGGUGUAUACCUCCCAAAGAAACCUAAGAAAAUCCGCGUUGUUUGAUUCCAGUGCCCAAUAUGAUGGCGUAUCACUUCGCGAUGUACUGUUAACUGGACCUGAUCUGAACAACAUACUGCUAGGGGUGCUGAUCUACUUCAGAAAAGAAGCCAUCGCCUUCACAGCUGACAUAGAGCAGGUGUUCUAUUGCUUUCUUGUGGAAGAGAAAGACAGGAACUUCUUGCAUUUUCUUUGGUUUAAAGACAAUGAUCUCUCCAAGGAAAUCGUGGAAUAUCGCAUGAGGGUCGAUGUGUUUGGUAGUAGCCCCUCACCUGCAGUAGCUAUUCAUGGACUACACCGGUCCGUCGAGGACAAAGGACUCAACACAGAUCCUGAUGUUAAACGCUUUGUGUUGCAUGACUUCUAUGUGGAUGACGGCCUGAUGUCCCUGCCUACAGUCAAAGCUGCUGUUGACUUGUUGAAAAAGACUCAGGAAGUCCUUUCCAAAUCAAACCUAAGGCUGCACGAGAUCACAGCAAACAAAAAAGAAGUUAUGGAUGCCUUUUCACCUGGAGAUCAUGCAAAUGACCUUGUGGACUUGAUCUCACGUCAGAUGCACUGCCAAUACAGCAGAGUCUUGGACUCAACAGGGACCUCCGAACUGACUGUUUCCUCUUCAGUGUGUCAGACGAGAUUAAACCUUUCACCCGGAGGGGUGUCCUCUCAACCGUCAAUAGCCUCUACGAUCCUCUUGGGUUUGUAGUGCCCAUUACAAUCCAAGGCAAGGCCAUUCUGAGAGAACUCACUACUGAGAAUGGUGACUGGGAUGCACCCUUACCACAAGAAAUGAAAGAUGUUUGGAUGUCUUGGAGAACUUCUUUGUCUGAUCUGGCCAGUCUUUCCAUCUCUAGGCCCUACACUGUGAGUUCACCUUCUGCAGCUGUCAGAAGAGAACUGCAUCUAUUUUCUGAUGCGUCUACCAAAGCUAUUGCUGCAGUAGCAUACUUAAGGGUCACAGAUGCUGCUGGAAAUAACAGUGUUAGGUUUGUAAUGGGGAAAGCCAAACUGACUCCCUGCCCAGAACAGACAGUACCAAGGCUAGAGCUCUGUGCUGCAGUGCUAGCUGUUGAGUUAGCAGACCUGAUCUCAACAGAACUGGACCUUUCGCUUGAUGCCGUAACCUACUACUUAGACAGCAAAGUGGUGCUUGGUUACGUCCAUAAUGAGACAAGGCGUUUUUAUGUAUAUGUAAGUAACCGAGUACAACGUAUCAGACGGUCCUCCCGUCCAGAUCAGUGGCGCUAUGUGUCUACAGACGAGAACCCUGCAGAUCAUGCAAUGCGCUCAGUUGCUGCGAGCCAGUUGAAAGAUACCAAUUGGCUAAGUGGCCCCAGAUUUCUUUCCAUGCCAGGAACAACUAACUCAGAAAAUUCCUAUGAACUUGUUGAUCCAAGUUCAGAUCCAGAUGUACAACCUCUAGUGUCCACCUUAGCCACAGCAACAACUUCCAAGCAGCUUGGUUCACAACAGUUCACCAAGUUCUCCUCUUGGAAGUCACUCACUUGUGCGAUCACUCGUCUCAUUCACAUAGCCCGCCACUUCAACACAACAGUGAAGAACAGUUCUUGUAAGGGCUGGCAUUACUGCAAGGCUGACAUCACUGUUGAAGAGUCCAAACAAGCUUCAGCUACCAUCAUCCAAGCAGUUCAAGUGGAAGUCUAUGGCCAAGAAAUCAAAUGCAUUCAGCGGUGCGACAAGGUUCCUAAAACCAGCCCUCUCUACAAUCUGGCCCCCUUCAUUGAUGCACAAGGCCUUCUGAGAGUAGGUGGCCGUCUCUGUCAUGCAAAUUUUGAUCAAGAUGAAAAAACAUCUUUGAUUAUUCCUGGCAAGCAUCAUGUUGCAACUUUACCCAUCAGGCAACAUCAUGAGCAAAUCCACCACCAAGGUCGUCUCUUUACGGAAGGAGCUGUCCGUUCAGCUGGAUUUUGGAUAGUAGGAGGAAAGAGAAAAGUGAGUAGUGUCAUCCAUCGAUGUGUAACUUGCAGACGGCUCAGAGCUCCACUCAGCACCCAGAAAAUGGUCAGCCUCCCAGCAGAUCGUCUUUCAACAGACCCUCCUUUUACAAACAUUAGAUUGGAUGUAUUUGGCCCAUGGAACGUCUCAUCAUGCCGGACGAGAGGGGGCCUCUCACACAGUAAAUGGUGGGCCAUUAUCUUUAAAUGCUUGAUUAUACAAGCUGUGCAUAUUGCGAUCAUAGAGUCUCUUGACACAUCCAGUUUCAUCAACGCACUGAGGUGUUUUGUUGCUGUGCGGGGACCAGUCAAAAACAUUCGUUCAGAUCGUGGCACUAACUUUGUUGGUGCUUGUAAGGCCCUGAAGAUACCUUCAAACAUUGACAAUGCAGCUGUGAAGUCUUACCUGUCAGACCAGGGAUGCACUUGGACUUUUAACCCGCCACAUGCUUCCCAUUGUGGUGGGUCAUGGGAAAGAAUGAUUGGUCUUGCAACGAAAAUUUUGGAUUCAAUGUUCUUUCAACCGAAGGACAAACUUACCCAUGAAGUGCUGGUGACUUUCAUGGCAGAAGUAGCAGCCAUCAUCAAUGCAAGGCCGCUUGUUCGUGUGACAAGUUCUGAUGUUAACUUUAUUCUCAUGCCAGCCACUCUUCUGACACAUAAGGUGAACAUUGUCCCAGCUGCUGCAGGAGAGUUUGGAGUUUCAGACCUCUCUACAAGCAUCAGUGGCGGCAAGUUCAGCACCUGUCAAACACCUUCUGGGACAGGUGGUGCAAAUGAUUUCUCCCAACGCUGCAGGCACGCAAGAAGUGGCAGGACGAUCUCCCAAACAUUGAGCGUGGAAGCGUUGUUCUCAAGGAUGGCCAAGUACCAAGGAAUGAAUAUCCACUUGGACUGAUAACACAGACUUUUCCUAGUAAAGAUGGGAAAGUGCGGCAAGUCGAGGUGAAAGUUAUUAGAUCAGGGGGGUUUUCAGUCUUUCGUAGGCCCAUUACAGAGUUAGUGUGUCUUCUCCCCCUAGAUCCUUCAGUGGAUGGGGUUUAAUGACUGUGUUGGGUGAUGCGUAAUCAUGUCAGGCAGGGAGUGUUCUGUUACAGCUGAUGUAACAUGUUAUAAAGUUCUGUGUUUUUCUGAUGGCACGUUUUUGUAUUUUGCUGAGGGCACCUUAAGAGUGACAGGAAGUUGUCAGUGACAGAAAGUUGAGUGACAGGAAGUUGUCAGUAUCAGGAAGUAAGUCAAUAUAUAAUGGAAAACGGCUGUUCUGGUUGCAUCUGGUCUAAUCUAGCAACAUCCACAUACAUCUUACGCCUUUUGCAGCAUUGUGGGUAUGUAGUGAUUUAUAUCGCCUUAAUAUAUGAUUGCAAAUGUUUAUUUUUGGGACAGUGUUACAUUUAAGAAGUCUGUUGUUGGAAACAUUCUCUAGCUAAUUGAUAUUUCAUGGUAAGCUCAUAUGAGAGUAAUUACAAACAAAUAGGUACAAAAACAAGUGACUUACGUUAAAAUAUGUUGUCAUAUAUUUCAUGUUUAGGUUGAGGAAAAUAGAAUUAAUACGUACAGCUUGUACUGUUAAAAAGUAACAUCUACGAAUGUAUUUCAUUUAUUUCAGAAAUUAAGUUGAGAUGUUUACAAAGUAUAUUUGUACAUAUUAAAAGAAAGCAUGGCAUUUAUCAUGCCUUUUGUCUGUUUCAGUUUCACCCUUCUUUCAAUGUCAAUAAACCUGUGGGCAAGGAGCCGAAUGUCUUCAGGGUCUUGAUGUUUGGAAGGCGUUUAUCUGACUGUCAAGUUAUAUUCAGCACGUAUACCGAGGACAGUACAGCCAUUAUGUGUGUUAUGAAAGUAACUUCAGAAUAGACUCUGGGGAUGUUUCCAUCUAGGUGGUCUGCUGUGAUAGCAGGAAAUUCAGGCAGGAGAAAUGAAAAGGACCACAUGAACCCUGCUGUGUAUUUUUAAUGCUGUUCAUCCAGUUAAUAUGUACAGUGGAGAACAAGAGAAGUUUAUAUACAUUUGUAAAGAUAAUGUAUAUCAUUUCAUGGCAAUCUUGAGUUUCCAAUGACUCCUGUAACUGAGUUUUCUAUGUUGGAAUCAUUGGAACACUUGCAUCUUUGUCCCAAAAAAACAUAUACUUUAGUUCUUUCAUAGAUUUAUUAUGGGUCUUCUGGUAAUAUGACAAAAUCUGCUCAGCCAAAAAUAUACAUCCAGCAACUUAAAUUUCUCAGUUUUGGUGAUGUAGGAAGUCGUGUUAAUCAAGUUUACUUAGUGGCAUGGCCUCAACUUCUCGUGAGUGAUUACGAUUGACUACAGCUGGUGACUCCUCUGAAACAAUUUAAAUAGGGUCCAUUUAAUACACAUCAGAGUAAGUUAAAAUACUGUAAUGGGAAAGUCUGAGGAGCUCAGUAAAGAAGCAAUUUGUCAGUGCAAGUUCUCAGUCAUCCAGGUCAUGGUAAUCUUAGGAGCUUCAGUAGAAAUCAUCUGGACUUCUCUUGUAGGUUCUUAAGACGUUUCACCUUCAUCCAAGAGGCUUCUUCAGUUCUUCAGUGAAAUCAACUGUUUGGGGUUCAGUUCAGAACUGAAGAAACCUCUUCUAUGAAGCUGAAACAUCUUUAAGAACCUACAAGAGAAGUCCAGUUGAUUUCUAUUGAAGAUCAUACGAUUAAAGAAACAAUUCAUUGACCUGAACAAGUCAGAGAAGUCACUUGUAGCCAUUUCUAAGCAGAACCAGUAUCAUCUGUGCUGACAAUUGUAAGUAUAAAGUGCAUGGUACAGUUAUGUCAAUACCACAAUCAGGAAGAAAACCCCAACUAUCACCUGCUGCAAAGAUAGAGCUGUUUAGAUGAAGCAAAAGCUGAGCUAUUUGGCCAAAUGACCAGAAAUAUGUUUGAAGGGGAGAAGGUGAGGCAUUUAACCCCAGUAACACAAACCUACCGUCAAGCAUGGUGGUAGUAGUAUAAUGCUCUGGGCUGUUUUUUCUGCGAGUGAAAACAGUGCUUUACACAAAGUAAGUGGAAUAAUGAAGAAGGAGGACUACCUCCAGAUUCUUCAGGAAAACCUAAAAUCAUCACUCAGAAGGUUGGAUCUUGGAUACUGUUGGAUGUUCCAACAAGACAGUGACCCUAAACACACAUCAAAAGUGGUAAAUAAAUGGUUAAAUCAAGCAAGAAUUAAUUUAGACUGAACUCCCCAAAGAUCUGAUUCAAAAUCAUUGAGAGUCUGUGGACUGUGAUGAAGAAACAAGUCUGUGUCAGAAAGCCCUGGACAUAAUCCAAAACAGAUGAACUGAUACUGAUCAGUGAUUCAGUUUUAACCACAGCUCUCUCUCUCUCUCUGUUUGCCUUCUC
This is a messenger RNA of Amphiprion ocellaris (clown anemonefish), 13638 nucleotides long. RefSeq lists its product as uncharacterized. The transcript has 2 exons. The record is from RefSeq and is a predicted model, not a curated record. Bases 9138 to 11201 code for a protein of 687 amino acids. Gene Ontology annotation, molecular function: nucleic acid binding. Lineage: Eukaryota; Metazoa; Chordata; Actinopteri; Pomacentridae.